UCAGAGCCGAACAGCUUAACUCCUGAACCAAACAACCUGCUCCUCCCCAACCUUUCCCGCAAUCACUGCCGUCAAAUCCCUCCAUCAAUGCCCCCUUCGCCAAUCAUUUAAUGCAUUCCACCAUCUUCCUCUGAUCCUCUUCGCUCCCCACUCCAUGGCCGCCCUCCUCCUCCUCCUCCUCUCCAUCCUAACCUCCACCCACUGUUCCUGCGACUCAUCACACCGCCACCUCCUCUCCCUCGCCUUCUCCUCCGUCUCCGGCUUCCAUCUCCCACCCCCAUCCCCCACCGGCGCCUGCAUCCGCCACCUCCACCUCCCCUCCCAAAACCUCUCUGGCACCCUCUCCUGGAUGUUCCUGCGGAACAUCACCACCCUCCAAACUCUCGACCUCUCCUCCAACUCCCUCGACGGCUCAGUCCCCGGCAGCUUCUGGUCCUCCCCUGCUCUCACCGCAGUCAGCCUCGCCGGAAACCACCUCGGCGGUCCUCUCCGGUUCGAAAACUCCGGCCUCCGGUUCCUCAACCUCUCGAGCAACAGGUUCACCGCCGCCUCCAAUCUCUCGAUUCUCCGCAGCCUGAAAGUCCUCGACUUGUCCCACAAUAAGCUCGGCGUCACUCCUCCCGGUCUGAACUCACUUCCUAAUGUCGAAUAUUUGGAUUUGUCUAAUAACUCCAUGACAGGGUUGUUCCCAAGUGACUUUCCGGCAAUCGCCGGACUCCGGUUUCUGAACCUGUCUUACAAUAACCUCACUGGAGUGAUUGAUUCGGCGGCGCUGGAUAAGUUUGGGAGCUCUGCUUUUGUGAAAGGUGGGAUUUUUACCUACGCAGCGCCUCCCAGUGAGAGACAUAAAGAGAAAAAGCAUGGAAAGGAUAGGGCUUGGAGGACGGGAUUGAUUGCAGCGGCGGCGGCGGCGGUUGGUGUGGUCAUCAUUGCAGUGGUGAUCGCCGGAGGUUUCUAUCGCCGUAAAAAAAGAUCGCCGGAGAAGGAGAGGCGGGAGGUGCGGGAGGAGGAAUUGGAGUGGGUGAGGGAAGCAAGGUGGGGAGCGGCGGGGGGGGGGGUUGGGGAGGGGGAUUUGGUGGCGGCGACUUCAGGGUUCGGGAGAGAGUCGUUAAUGGCGGAGGGAGGGAGGAGCGGGCCGAUUUACAGGGCGUUGUUGCCGGGAGAUAUGCAUGUCGUGGUGAGAGUGAUGGAGAGGGAUCGAGGUGGCGAUUCGUCGGCGGCGGGGGCGGCGUUAACGGAGCGCCCCGCCGGUCAACCGUCCGUCGAAGACUGGACAGGAGACACCUGGGAGGAGAGCCUCCCCUCUGACAACCGACCUUCGUCUUCCGCCGCAGCCGCCACCACAAUCUCCUGCGACCGGCCGACGCGACACCGCAUAGCUCUCGGUGUAGCUCGCGGCAUCGCUUUCCUCCACCAAGGCUGGGUUGGUUCUCACUCUCCCGUGGUCCACGGCCACCUCACCCCUUCCAACAUCCUUCUCUCCGACGACCUCGAGCCCCGCAUCUCAGACUUCGCCGGCGGCGGAGGCGGAGCGACGGCGGAGGACGACGUGUAUAGCUUCGGGGUGGUGGUGAUGGAGCUGGUGACCGGGAAGUCUGAUUGGCCGGAGGUGGAGGUGGAGAGGAUACGGGGGCUGGUGCGGGAGGGGCCGGCAGCGGCGGUGGUGGAGGUGGUUGACCGGCGGCUGCAGUGGGAUGCAGAGUGGGAGAAGGAGGCCGUGGAGUGUUUACGUGUGGGGUAUUUGUGCACGGCGAAGUCGCCGGAGGAG
Phalaenopsis equestris is the source of this 1768-nucleotide messenger RNA. Its product is annotated as probable LRR receptor-like serine/threonine-protein kinase At2g24230. The record is from RefSeq and is a predicted model, not a curated record. Gene Ontology annotation, biological process: protein phosphorylation. Gene Ontology annotation, molecular function: protein binding; protein tyrosine kinase activity. Lineage: Eukaryota; Viridiplantae; Streptophyta; Magnoliopsida; Asparagales; Orchidaceae.